Colletotrichum truncatum is the source of this 2541-nucleotide messenger RNA. Its product is annotated as ste ste20 ysk protein kinase. The record is from RefSeq and is a predicted model, not a curated record. Gene Ontology annotation, molecular function: ATP binding; protein serine/threonine kinase activity. Gene Ontology annotation, biological process: protein phosphorylation. Gene Ontology annotation, cellular component: cytoplasm. Lineage: Eukaryota; Fungi; Ascomycota; Sordariomycetes; Glomerellales; Glomerellaceae.
AGUUUGUCCUUGCGCCUCUGGUCCUUUUUUCUCCUGUAUAUUCUGCUGUUUCUGGUCACCUUGAGGAAAAAGAGACAAACGCUACGUACGACCCAGGAUAUCGCUUUCUUUCUCCGUCUCUUUGCCUCGUCGCAUUUGGUCACUGGACCUUCAUCCCAUCACGGCUGCAUCCGUCGUCCCCCACCGCCUCCUCCCGCGUCCGCUUCGAACUCCAGGGUCCCUUCUUCAACCUGCCUGUCCUCUCGUUCUAACCCCCGAGCACGACAAAAGACGCAUCUCCUUGCUCUACGAUCUCCGUCGACAAUUGAGGAGGACGAGACGAACCUCUGCAAAACCCCAGACAGACAACCUACGAUCGCACACAGGCGCCGUCGCGAAUUGCACCCCCGCAGCAUCAACGUUGCGCCGAGCCACGUCUUCGACUGGCGACUGCAAACCGUAAACAUGGGAGAUCGUGACAGGGAUAUUGAGGAGGGCAAUGAGGCGCUCGACCCAGAGCUCCUCUACACCAAGGAGUACUGCAUUGGCGGAGGAAGCUUCGGCAAGGUCUACAAGGGUGUUGACAAGCGCACCGGCCAUGCCGUCGCCAUCAAGAUCAUCGACAUCGAGAGCGCCGAGGACGAGGUCGAGGACAUCAUCCAGGAGAUCGCCAUCCUGUCGGAGCUGCAGUCACCCUACGUCACAAAAUACUACGGCUCCUAUGCCAAGGGCGCUGAGCUAUGGAUCGUCAUGGAGUUUUGCUCCGGCGGAAGCUGCGCCGAUCUGAUGAAGCCCGGCUUGAUAGGCGAAGACUACAUUGCCAUCAUUAUUCGGGAGCUUCUCCUUGGUCUUGACUACCUGCACUCUGACAAGAAGCUACAUCGUGAUGUCAAAGCUGCAAACGUGCUCCUAAGCUCCAACGGCCAGGUCAAGCUUGCCGACUUUGGCGUCUCCGGGCAGCUCUCGGCGACCAUGACCAAGAAGAACACCUUUGUGGGCACCCCCUUUUGGAUGGCGCCCGAGGUUAUUAAGCAAUCGGGCUACGAUCACAAGGCCGAUGUGUGGUCACUGGGUAUCACUGCCUUGGAGCUUGCUAACGGCGAGCCCCCCUACGCCGACAUCCAUCCCAUGAAGGUGUUAUUUCUCAUCCCCAAGAACCCGCCGCCGCGGCUGGAAGGCAACUUCACCAAGGCGUUCAGGGACUUCAUCGAGGUGUGUCUGCAGAGGGAUCCAAAGGACCGGCCCACGGCAAAGGACCUGCUGAAGCACCCCUUUAUACGGCGCGCGAAGAAGACUAGCUAUUUAACUGAGCUGAUUGAGCGCCACUCCCGGUGGGCCGCCACUCACAAGGGUGAUGACGAGGAGAGCGACCAAGAGAAUGAAAAGUACCAUGAACGCCAGCAGGUAGACGAAGACAUGUGGGACUUUGGCACUGUGAGGCUGGUCGGUGAUAGAGGCGGUGUCAUUCCUCGACCGGGGCUCAAUGCCCUAGACGAAUCGGCCGCGAACGCAAGAGCGGCCAGGUCAUUGGAGAAUGCCGACGAUUAUGGCGAGCGGCCGAGAGACAACAGCCCUACAAAGAUACGAGAUUUCGGCCGUGACCUUGCUCUCGCUUCAGAUACGCUAAAGGCUGCGAGCGCCAAUACGGGAACCUCCCGCCAGGCCUCACCGCAGCGGAAGCCAGUGCCGACAACCGCGCCCCAGUCGCCGGUCAAGAUGCCUCUUCCAGCAUCGCCAGAAAAGUUGCAGAGGGCGCCAGAGACGCCAAGACCCGUUUCUCGACUCAUCCCACCAGCCGUCCCCGUCAGUCAAUCUCCGGACUACGACCGUGAACUGCAGGCCCAGCUACAGAGAGACAUGGGCCUACUAAGCCUAGGCCCCGUCAUCCAGCCGGCGGAGUUGCAGACCCCCCAGGAGACGACACCACGGCCACAGCCUCAUGGGCCGCGCCCUAAUCCCAAAAUGGCACCCAUGACGCUCCCAGAGAUCCCGCCCUACCGCGGUGGACCACCGCCGCCGCCGCCGCCGUCACAGCAGGCAUCGCAACAAGCGCCCUCCAGGAUCGUGAGCCAAUCGCCAAACGGCCAGUUCCGGCAGCCCUCAGGUCAAGCGCCGCCCCCACCUCCCCCCAAGGCACACGCGCUGCCCUCGAAGACGCAGACGCCGACUCCUGAGCCGGCGGCCCCGUCAUCGUUCCCUUCGCCCGCGCCGUCGAACCCCAACGGCGAGCUGGACGCCCUCAACGACGUCAUCUUCCCGGCGCUCGAGGAGGCGCUCAAGAGAAGGCAGAUUAGGCUGCAGCAGGCUUUCCGACCGCAGCCCGGGUUCUCGAGCCCGGUGGCAAUGAACCAGGUGACACCCAAACAGCAGCGGGCAGAAGCAGCACAUGAAAAGCUGCGGAAGCUCGUAUAUAAGCUAGCGCAUGUCUGCAAAGAAAUUGACCACUAUGACAAGGCGGAGCCGGUAGGCAUGGGGAGGGAUGUGGGCACUUUCCUAGAAGGUCUCUUGGAGGAGAUUCUUGUCAGGGUUGAACCCCUCGACGAGGAAGAAGUUGCGGCGUGA